GUCGUUACAAUUUGCAUGGAUUUAUCUUUCGAAUUCAAUGAGUAUUAACGAAGAGAUUGUACAAGUGGCCCUUACAAAAUUUUGAAAUGUAAAAUUAACCAGACAAAUAUUGGCUAAAUAUGUGCAUGAAGUUUUAUUGGGUUUGAUUAAAACAAAGCUCCAUAAGCACUGCUAUGUUUUAUGAGGUCUUAAAGUGAUAUCUAGGACACACACAUUUAAGGCAGCAUGUCCAGACCCAGUAGUUAUAUUUGUAACAAGAGCAUCAUGGAUGAAAGCGACAUUGAUAAGAUGAACAUGGAUGCCGCAUUUGAAUGGCUAGAAAAAAUGGAUAUUUGCCACAAACUGAACUCACUAGAUGAGAUGAAAGACCUCAUUCGAAAAACACUAAAGACGCAGCCAGACCAGUUCUCACAACAAUUUAAAGAUACGAUCAACACAGAUGUUUCCAAAGCAUUGACACAAGACAAGGAGAUGAAAAGAAAGUUAACAUCCAUAUACGACACAUUCAUUGAUGAGCUCAAACAAUUACCAAGUGAUGUCGGGGCGUCCUUGGAAACAGAAUUCGGAGAUGUUCGAUCGAAACUUAUUAUCAAUCGGGACAGACUGCGUCUAAUGGAUUGCAUAAUCGUUGUUGCAGGUGAAACGAGUGCGGGUAAAACGAGUUUCCUGAAUCUUUUGCUGGAAAAAGAUGUCCUGCCGUCAUCUCACUUGGCCGCAACAUCUAUUAUAUGUCGCAUUCAUCCAAUACCACCUGCAUCAAAACGCUAUUUUGAAGUGCACUUCGCUGGAAAGAAAUUCAAGAAGUACACUGUUUCGGACCGAGAUGACGACGAUAUGAUUGCCAUGUUAAAGAAUGAAGUGACCUGUCGUGAUGCCAAGUAUGAUGGAGCUAUAGUGGACCUCUAUUGGCAGAUACCUCUUCUUGGAGAAAACUAUCACGUUACUAUUGUGGACACGCCUGGUGUUGGUGAAAAUGAGCCCAUGUCCGAGAAAUUGUACAAGUACCUCCCAAAUGCGACUGCCUUCGUUUAUAUACUAAACAGUGCAAAUGCUGGUGGGGUUCAAGAAGACAAGUUGAUACAGAUAUUCCGGAAGAUAUACGAGAUAGAAAGAUCAGAAGAUCUGUUUAGAAUGGAUCCACGUUGCAUACUGUUUGUUUGCAAUAAAUGGGACAGUGUUGAUGAAAGGUGUCGCGAAACAUCUACUACGCAACAGCAAGUAUGGGACGACACACUGCAGAAGUUACAAAAAUACAUACAACGUAGAAACUUCCCAUUGGAGAAAAACUUGUUCAAGAUGAGUACAUUUCAGGCUCGCCGAUAUUUAGAUAGCGACAUGGGUUAUAGUGAAACAUACCAGCAGGUUCUUGGUGGCCUAGGGCGAUUGGUAGUGGCGAGCCAAGUUGAACAUAGUAACCGACACUUUUGGUAUGGUCAAUAAACAAUAAGAUACAAAACGUAUUUUUAUUUUAUAAUUUAUCGUCUUCUCACAUGUUAUUAUUUCACCAUAACCUGGUAUUCAAGUCGAUUCAAGUGAAUGUAAUUCAAAGCAUGCGUAUAAAAUCUGUGAUUGUCAAACACAGUAAACACUUUUGAUUUUAAAUUUCAGAUCAAUAAAACAUAUUAUAAAACGUUGUUAUAUUUGUAAAAUUUAACUUGCAUUAAGAUGUUGUAGUAUUAUUAAAUCGUGUUAAGUAUUUUUUAUAUUUGUAUAUUAUCAAACUUUACAUACAUUAAAUAUCAGGAAUGCGAUUUCUCAGCUCGCUUACAAAAAAGUGCACAUAUUGGUAUAUCUCGAUGCCCGUCGUCCAUCCAUGAUAAUGUAUGCGCAUAUGUGGGUCCGUUCGUGAACGUUUUUAGUCUAUAGUGUUAUCUAGAGUAUGUUACAUCAUAUAGCGUUUUUCCAGGGUUAAACAUGGCCAAGCCGAAUAUUACGACUUUAUUAUUAAUGUACCUUCGGACAACGCUCAUAUGUAUAAUAUAAGUUUGUUACAUUAGAAAGUGAUGCUAUACACUGUUAUGUCCCUCGAGUCAAAGUUUCAAAUAAACUUAUCUAAAAGAUAUGCGCAAAUUGUACCUGUGUCGUCAAAAGUAGCCCUUCAUCAGAGGUUUUGAAUCUAUGCCACUGGUCUACAGUUUAUAUUUUGAGCAUUUUGGGAUCCUCGUGAUUAUCUUGCUGUUUAUACGCCUUUUUAAAUCUGAUUUAAUGCAAUUACAGUAAUAAAAUCAAUGCUUAAUAGUGACCGCUCCAAGGCGGUGAUCUCAUUUGUUAUUAUAUGUAUACUCACAUUGUGUUUUCUGUUAUACUUGCUAUAGACUCUUAGUUUUGGAGUUUUAGGAUAUGCUAUACAAAAUACUACAACGUAUUGAUUUGUGCUGGGUGAAUGUGGUAGCCGAUAUCCUCGUACAUAUUUUUACUGCUGUCAUAUUUCGGUCUUAAGAGGCUGUUAGCAGUGCAGAUAUUUUUCUUAUCGGGAUUAAUCAUAUUUACAUCUUUUUACACAAAUCUUGUUUUAAAAUAUCUGUACAUACAUAAUUAGGUUUACACUACAAUAUAUACUAUUCGAUUUGCGCGUCACGUUUUGGCAUUUAUGUUUUCAUUGUCUGUCUGAAUAGGCGCAUUUUGUUUGUGAAUACUUCUGGGAUAAGUGUAGGUUCGGCUAGCUUUAAAACCGGUUUAAAUCCCUAUGGCUGUGCAUUUACCGAGUUGAACAAAUUAAGAAGAGAACUUCUUAAAAUGUUUAUUGAUACUAUUAAACCCCUUACCCUUGCAAUCGAAGGGAAUAAUAUUUGUAAUGAGUUAUUUAUUACAUAAGUCUAUAUAAAUCAAAAUUUACACCCUAAAAAAAUACAUGAAUUUUAAAAGAUAUCAAUCUAGCCUAUGGAUAUAUUUGGUAUUCAGAGUAGAUAUUGUGCCUAUGUCACUCGGCAGCAGCUACCACAGGUGGACGGGCACACUGCUUCUCACCUGACACUCAACACUUAUAUCUGUUUUGCGGGACCUUGUCCCAGCAACACCUUGCUUAGCGUGUCUGCUGGUCGAUACGAAGUGAGGAGGCGGGCACGUGUCGUACGACAAGCUGGAAGUUCUUAGAGAGAUGGACGUUGCCAAAAUUGACCGAAGCCCACUGAAAAGACCUGCUGAGGACAAGGCCAUGCUUGCGGGACGAUUCACGAACUGACGCGUGAGCUCAAGCGCUACCGAUGGGAUAAGCCAUGGUAAGAUUCAAGGCUUCGGAGAAACAUCUACAGACAAAUGGCAUAACAUUUAGUUUAGCGUGGAUGAUCUGUACAUCGCAACGAGGUUGUUUUGAUCAAUAGGUAGGAGGUUAUCAAAAGCGACAUCACAUGCAUUCCAAUAUCCAGCAGGCUCAACUCAAUCCUUAUCUCAGUGAGACCUGACAACAUCCAUAUUAAGCAGGUCUGGGCUCCAAUACAAGGCUACGAAGACAAGGUGAAAGGUGAAUUUUAUGAAGAGUUUUAGCGCAUAAUAGCAACGAUCCCGAAGAAAAACAUCCGUAUAGUACAAGGCGACUGGAAUGAAAAAGUUUGAGCAGACGCUUACUACCAAUUAAAAGUAAUAUAAACAUAUUUGGCAUAAGGUAGACCAACGACAGGGGGUAGAAACUGCUUGAGUUCUCCGUAAGCCACGAACUCACCUUGGCCAACACGCUGUACCUACACAAACCGUCCAGAAAAGCGACAUUGCAUGCUCCGAACGGGCAAGUGCAUAUCAAGAUCGAUUUAAUAUUGGCGCAGCAAAUGAUUGUCUCCAGCAUCGAAAAGGCGAACACAAGAACGUUUCCUUGCGCAUAAAUCGACAGUAACCAUGACUAACCACUUACCACCAUCAAAAAGGAAGUUAAACAGAACAAGGUCAUCACUAAGAACUGUCGCAAUAUAUUUGAAUUGUGGAAAUUGAAAGAUCGAAAGAUAGCAGAGGCUUUUCAAGCACAGAUUUGGAGCAAUGCAAAAACAAAUCUGCUACGACAAAGAGAUGGCAACAAGCUAAAGUAAAAAGGCAUUUAGACCCUAACCAAUAUCAUCCACCCAUAGCAAGUGGUAAACCUUACGGGAAUCUCCAAACCGAGUGUGUCGUAGUCCUGAGCAGGUUGACUAAAUACUACAGCGACUGCUAUCACAGCCCGCUUCGACCAGACCCCGGUCAUCUUCAGAACGAUUCCAGACCGUAAGUGGACGACGAUACUUAAGAAAGUGGAAGAAGUAGUGCGCAGUCUUAAGACAGAGAUAUAAGCAUGGAAGAGAGGCAAAGACUAAUCCGAUAACGGCACUAUGCCAGAAGAUCUGGGGGGGGGGGAAGAAGUGAUUAAAGGAAUUUGCCCAGUCUUUAUAUCCCUAUCGAAAAAGGGCAACAUGAAGCUUGGCCAUCCUAAUAAAAAUAAGCUAGGCAUCACCAGAAGAGUAGGCUCGAUUUAGGGCUGGGUGGAGCACAGUAGAAUAAAUCUUCAACUGGGGAGUCAUGAUUGAGAAAAAUUGGCAAAUUCAACUUAAUCGACUUUCAGAAAGCAUUCGACCGUGUGUAGCAUUAUAGCCUAUGAAAGAUUCUUAUAGGCUUCCACAUUGACAAAGGACUGUUGCAAGUCAUCAUAGACAUUUAAUGACACGCAAUCAUCUGAGACCACCACAUCUUAAUCUCAAUCGGUGGCGGACAUAACUCUAACUUGAAAUUUGCUGAUUAUAUUGUCCCAAUGGGUGGCACCAGCAGGGAGCUCCAGUACCGCACUAACAUAAUCUCUCAAAGAGCAGGCGGGUUUUGGAUUAAGGUUAGUACAAAGGAGACAAAGAUCAUGUCGGACAGCACGAACGACAUCCCCAUACACGGUACUAAGCUGGGAGAGGUGACCAGAUUCAAGUACUUGGCCGUAUCCCUGUCCACGCAUGACACUGGUACAUGUACGUCAGUGGUCAAUGAAACAUAUUCAGUUGGAAUACACGAACUUUAUUUAUUCAAACAAUAUUAUAACGCAGAUGAUUGAAUGGUAAUUUUAUGUUCACAUAUUGAUUUAUUAAUAUUAUUAAUAGUUAUCCACUACUUUUAUUUAUGAUACAUCAAAAAUGCUUCCAUUGGUGAUGUUUAAUACAAGUAAUUAUAACAUGUACUUCUGCCUCUAAUUGCUUGUCUUUUUUGAAUAGGGUUGCGUAUGUCAUAUGUUUCUUGUCAUUCGACCAGAAUAUUUCCAUAACUAUUUUGUGUUUCCCAUUUCGAACACUUCCCUUAAUAUAUUACAUGUUCAGUCGUGUCAGUAGAUUUAGCUAUACUGUUAAGUAAAUUGUGUUAAGUUGCUUUGUUUUCGUUGAUAUCAUUAUUAUUAUGAUUAUUAUUGUGCACACUGUGCUAUUGUUUUUUAUGACUUAUUUUUUUACGAUUUCAAAAUUUGUAUGCCUAAUCCUAAUACUGAUUAAUUUUUUUAUUGAAAUAAUGUUGAGUUAUGUAUAUUUUUAUAAUAAAGUUGAAUAACAGAAUAAAAAUUAGCAUAUGUUUUACAAAAGGUUGAACCAAUAUGUAGCAAUGUUAUAUGUUAAAUGUAUUAUAUUUCUAAGAAAAAAAAAACAAGUUUGUAAAAUUCAUGUAAUUAUAAACUGAAUGCCUCCAACACUGGCUUUUGACGAGAUAUUUAAUUCCAAAAAAGUGAUAUAGCCCAUCGAUGGCAAUAGCAUCUUGUAAGAACUUUCAACGCAUGCAAUGAUAUUUUAUCGGCUUUAAGUUUCUUUUCCAGUUCAUGUUCAUGGGUUCGAAACCUGAUCAUAGAUACAUUACACUUAAUAUCUUAACAUUGAAAAAAAUUAGGUAUAAUUGUAAAGAAUAAUUGAAAUUGUCAUAAUCAUUUAUUCAACCAGUCAUGUUUACAAUUAAUAUUACAAUAAAGUGCAUGAGUUGUAUAAACCAUGUUAUAAUCAUUACUUUAAACGUUAUUUUUUAUAUUGGCUGAUGUCUGAAUAUAAUAAUGAUGUUAGUUAUUAUUACCCUAAGGAAGUUGAAUAUUCUUCAAACGGUUUGUUUACGGUUACAUCGUACAGUUACUUUAUCUCAAUUUUUUGGAUGCUCAUUGUUUGCACUAAACGUAUUCAUACAUAUGUUCAUGUCUAGAAUAUGAUGCGAUACAUAUGUCGAUUGAAUGUCGAAUUGUUUAUUUAAAUGUUCAUAUAAAACAGUUAUGUUAAUUUUCUACCCCAAACAAUUCAAAAUGUAUUGGUAUUAAUCAAACCAUGUCAGAAAAUUUGUAGUCCCUAAAAUCACAUUAAAUUUGAGUCAAAACCCUGUAUAAGCAAGAACGUUGAAAAAUAAAAACAAUAUGGCUGUGCAAUUUAUAACCCAGGUAGCGUGUUGUAAUUUAUACCUCAUUUUAAUGAUACAUUUGUUGAAUAAAAUAAUUUUGGAAACAUGUUUAUAUGUAUUGAUUGUUGUCAUAUUAUGGUGUAUGUAUAUGUCGGUUGAUAUUUGACUAUAUCUUUAUGGUGUAAUAACAUGAAAUUUCCUAGCAUGUUUAUCAUAACAAUUCGAUAUGCAAUUACGUUAAGAAAGUCAUAAAUACAAAUGACAUGUAUUUAAGUAUCUAAGUUUACAUGUAUUCUAAUAUUUCAUUAUUAAACUUGAACACUUACAAAAUGUUUCUUACACUUAAUAUAAAUGUCUGUUCGUCUAUAACACUGUUCUAAUUUAUUCAGCAACUUAACGCAUAUUAAAGCCACACACAUUACCUCUGACUUUGAAAUGCAAAAAAUAUUAAUCAAUACAUAUAGCUGCAAUUUAAAAGCGUGUAAAAUUGUCAUUAAAUCUAUAGCCUAAUUAGCUAUUUAUAUAUUAUUUUUCAAACGGUACCGCGUUUAAAACCGAAAGUAUGAUUUCUAGACGUAUACGUCCAUUCAUUUCAACAAACGGGAUUAUUUUUAAGUUUUAAAGCGCAAAAAACGGAUUUCUACAAUGUUACCACCAUAAAUAUUCUAAUUGGCAUAGAUACAAUUGAAUUUAUAGCCUAGUUAGCAAGUUAUUUCAAACGGUACCGCUUUUAAAACCGAAAGUGGGAUUUAUAGACGUAUACGUCCAUUUCGACAAAUGCGAUUAUUUUGAAGUUCUAAAGCGCAAAAAGACGGAUUUCUAACCUUGUAACCACAAGAUAUAUUCUAAUUGGCAUAGAUAAAAUAUGUCUCUUAUUUAUUCUUAAAUUUACUAUGUCAAAUAAGGUGUGUGGCUUUAAACGAUUAUUUAUUGGUUUACAUAGUUUAUAUAGUUUAUAUAGCCAUUAACAGAUAUGAGAAAGCCAUGAUGUAUCUCUAUAUUAAAGUAUCAUUCUAAAUCAAUUAACUUAUUUAUAUAAAAAAUUUGCGUUUUCAAUCAUUCUGUAUUGUCAAAUUAUGCCGUAGUUUUCACGAAUGUUAUUCAUGACCGAUUUGAUAGCACAGAUCUAUAAUUCUGCGAUAUUUGACAACAAAUUAUGAUAAAACAUUGUAUACUUCAA
Molecule: messenger RNA, 7477 nt
Organism: Dreissena polymorpha
Lineage: Eukaryota; Metazoa; Mollusca; Bivalvia; Myida; Dreissenidae
Product: transmembrane GTPase Marf-like
Exons: 8
Coding region: 226-1440 (404 amino acids)
Source: RefSeq, a predicted model, not a curated record